Messenger RNA from Lentinula edodes (shiitake mushroom), 1047 nucleotides. RefSeq lists its product as uncharacterized. The record is from RefSeq and is a predicted model, not a curated record. The coding region runs from base 1 to 1047 and encodes 348 amino acids. NCBI's taxonomy places the organism in Eukaryota, Fungi, Basidiomycota, Agaricomycetes, Agaricales, Omphalotaceae. The transcript has a single exon.
AUGGAUCUCACUGAUCCUGUCCAUCGCGAUUGCGCUCCGUCGACAUCAUAUCAAACGCCGGUCUCUGCACCUCUUCGUCCAAUCCAACAUUCGCCUGCAUAUAUGCACAUUCCAACUCGCGAUCGUCUUUCCACUGGUCCAGGGCCGGGACAUCUGAUCACUUUUCCUUCAUCUCCUGUCCUUUCUCAUAUAAACCAUAGCUCUACGAUUCCUUCUUUUCCUUCUAUCCAGACUCUUCCUCAAUCCAUUUCUGAAAACUGGCAUCGUCGUGUACCUACCUUCCCGGAUAAUUUGCAUAAUCAAGUUAAUGUUUCUCGUCCUCUCCCUCCUGCACCACCUAAUACUUUUAAUAACCUUACGCAAACUUAUACUCCUGAUGUUCCUCCUCCUUUCCCUUUUUUCAAUUACGUACGAUCACCUGUCUCGGUUCCACCAGCUUCAAUCGCUCCUGGACGUAUCGCUUCUCGAAUGGGUUUGCCUUACGUUAUCAAUCGCUCUCCAUCGAGGAUCAUGCAUCAACCUCAACCUCACCAACUUGUUGAUCUGGACCGCCUUUCUUCCCCAUCCUUGACUUUCCACAACGAUUAUCAUAGUGCUCCUGCUGUAAUGACGGAAUUCCCUCGAGAGUCCGAUGGAAUCCCUCAAAGUCGACCUAAUACCACUCAUACAAUUCCACCAUGGUUUCCGGUUCAUAUUCCACCUCCACCAGAACAGUCAUACCCCAUGUAUUACCCUAAUCCACCAUACCCUUAUCCUUAUCCGUAUCCACUAUCUUCCGAACCACCUCGUUCAAUUACACCUCGGGUUAAGAUUGAAUAUUCAUCAAUUCACUCGACGUUUCUUGCAACGAUAAAGGAUACGGACUCACUCAAGGAUCGCAAAUCCUGGGUCAAGUGGAACGAAGGAGUUUGGCAAGCCGUUGCUGAUGGCUUCGUACUGGGACACAUAUGUGAUGAACCACCUCCGGGUACUCCACGGACGGAAUGGAAUACACCUUUACUACGACCGGUGCUAUCUUCCAAUCCUACGAGAAAGGAAUUAGAAUAA